Molecule: messenger RNA, 507 nt
Organism: Hibiscus syriacus
Lineage: Eukaryota; Viridiplantae; Streptophyta; Magnoliopsida; Malvales; Malvaceae
Exons: 2
Coding region: 1-507 (168 amino acids)
Source: RefSeq, a predicted model, not a curated record
AUGGGAUGUCUUCUUGAAGAGGAGUUUGUUAUUUUCGACAAUCCGCCGACAGAAGUGCUUCCUUUUUUGAACACUGAUCACAUGAACGAUCGAACUGCAAGCACUAGAAUGAAUUGCAGACGACGUCCAUUGCACACUUGGGGAGUGUCUGCCAUUGCUCUCUCUCACAAAGCUUACAUGAAAACUCAAGAUUUGAAGGAACCGAUUGCUUUAAUGGCGAUAGGGCUUCUAUCGUUAACAGCAUAUAUGGUUUACUGUAUCCUCCAUUGCAUGCAACGUUUCUGGUUGGCCGUCUUCUUCUUCGUCGAUGAUUGUAUCUUGGCACUUGAAAAUAUGGUCGAGACCCUUUUCCCGUCAUCAAAGCACGUUUUCGACAAGGUCGACGCCGCCGUUGAAAUCAUCGAGGCUCUCCCUGGGAAAUUUGAUGAUAUUUUAAACGAAUUCCAGGUGAAAUCAAGCAAGUUCCGUUUCUGGAUUGGGGAUUAUGUCUUGCAAUCUCAUGGUUGA